Molecule: messenger RNA, 540 nt
Organism: Alternaria arbusti
Lineage: Eukaryota; Fungi; Ascomycota; Dothideomycetes; Pleosporales; Pleosporaceae
Exons: 2
Coding region: 1-540 (179 amino acids)
Source: RefSeq, a predicted model, not a curated record
AUGUCGGGUACGAAAGAGUUCAAGUCUGCGCUCGCGCUAUUGACGACCCUUCCUCGAUGCAAAGCUGUUCAGAUCCAGCACGACACCCCAAGCAGUGGCUGGCUCCUAUGCGACUACCAAUCCAGUCGACGGGAGGUCCGUGACAAGACCAUGGCUGUCCUGGGCGACGCGUUGCGCGAGAAUCUGGAGCAUGGUCUUGUCGGCUUCAUGCUUUCUUCGCACACGCAAUGGUACGAGGAGUACCGCCUAUGCUACUUCGAAGAACAAGAGAAGGAGGUAGAGAAGGAGACAGAGGAAGAAGAUCCACGCGCAGAGGCUGAGGAAGAUGGCCGACCAGCAGAGGUUGAGGAAGAUGGCCGACGCAUAGAGCUGGAGGAAGAAGGCCGCGGCCAUGAAGAGACAGAAGAUGCAUACGCAGGCCAGUCCCGAGACACGGUUCGUGAUGAGUAUCGCUCAUGUGGGCUUCCUCGGCCUAUUCCCAAGAAGAAGGCGGACAUUGUGGCGGCUCUGCAGAAGGACGAUUUGAGGAGGUUGGAGUAG